AUGGAAUCAUCAUGGCGCGCCCAAAACCCGAUACCUGCUGCACUGUUGCAACCUUCCAAAUGGCUUCCACUGUACGAGGAGUUCGUGACGAAGAAUGCUAGCUCUGUGGGCCAAGUGGAGUCCGCGUUGAGGUCUCUAACAUACAUCAUCCCAGGACGAUACCGAGAUUCGGAGAUAAGCUCAGAGUGCGUGCAUUCAGGGGUACAGCUUCUGUCUCUCUACCAUGACUCUUUGGUUUCGCGAGUCAUUUCUAGGUUACCUUCAACGAUCCCGCGGCCUACACCAUCACCUCAUGCGCGCUACACGAAGUAUUGGACCUCCCACUCUUCACUGUAUCAGAGGAUCGCCAUCGCACUACAGAUGAUUCAGUAUACGGAACUGCUGUGGGAGAUGGCGGCUCGGCGUCGUGGCGAGAAGGUGCGCUGGCGUGUCAUCGUCCUAAUCGAAGCCGCUAAGGCCAUCUGUCGCCUGUUGCUCCUUCGUCUCACCAACUCUAGACCAUUAGUCAGUCCCCCACUUCCUGAACGGGAAGUAGAUCCCAGAUCGCUAGAAGAGGAGGACAAUAGCGACUGGAAUGGCAUGCAGACACCUGUUAGCGAAAAGUCGUCGGAUUUGUGCUGGACUAUGCCUCGCACUGGCCUGUCGCUUCCUUCUUUGCCUAAUGUGGACGACCUUUCGAACUACUUGAUAUCUAAAGUUCUUACGGCCGACGAUAUCAAGCCACCGAAGACGCUGUUGCACCGAGUCACUGGCCAGGGCCAAUUCGCUGAGAUUCUAUACAUCCUCCGACCAGUAGUCUAUGCGCUUAUGCUGCAACGAUACUGCAAAGACAGGCGGAGUUGGAAACCCUGGCUUAUCGGGUUCGGCAUGGAGUAUGGCUGUCGACAACUAGCCAAAGCUGAUCUUCGCGAAAGAGUUGCAGGCGGCCUUCGGGGAUUGACCGGGCUGGAGCGGGAGGAACUGAAGAAGAGAGGUUGGGCGAUGGGUUGGUGGUUUAUGCGUGGGGCCUUCUAUGAAAACAUUACCAAAUCCUGGUUGAAAGGCCUGACCGGCAAGAUGAGGGGCAAACCUCUGCUUGAUUUGGUAGGCAGCGUCAUUGACGAUUACGAGUAUCUUUGGGACAACUACUACUUUGCGACUACAACACUGUGA
Messenger RNA from Aspergillus tubingensis, 1152 nucleotides. RefSeq names its product peroxisomal membrane protein PEX16. Gene Ontology annotation, biological process: peroxisome organization. The coding region runs from base 1 to 1152 and encodes 383 amino acids. NCBI's taxonomy places the organism in Eukaryota, Fungi, Ascomycota, Eurotiomycetes, Eurotiales, Aspergillaceae. The record is from RefSeq and is a predicted model, not a curated record. The transcript is spliced from 4 exons. Gene Ontology annotation, cellular component: peroxisomal membrane.